AUUAUCGAAAUGAACACUUUAAAAUGUACAUCCCAGCUGUUAGGUAAAGGUAAUGGAAUUACGAAACUGCACCCCAUUUCAAUCUGCAAUACGGGAUAAUACCACGUGUUAAGUAUUGCAAAGGGACCUCACAGAAUCUUAAAAUAGACACGGUUCUUGAGGAAUCCCGUGCUUUCGGGCAUGCGCUGUGAGGAGCCCAGCUUCCAGUGACUGGUUGGAGAGCGUGUUGAGACUAGCGAAAUCACUUACUUAUCACUGGUAGUGUCCUUUACACCCUUGGACAUAAUGGCGACAACAACGGUUCAGAUACAACGCCGAUCGGUUCAGGAACCUUGGGGUUUUCGACUUCAAGGGGGAAGUGAUUACAGAAUGGCGUUGUGUAUUAAGAAGGUCGAACCAGGGUCACCGAGUCAAGGUCAUCUGACUCCCGGUGACAUCAUCCUCGGUAUUGGAGGGAGGACCUCCCAGGGUCUCACGCACGCUCAGGCUCAGAACAUGAUCAGGGGGUCAGGGAACGCUCUUCUACUAAGUUUACAAAGGGGUGGUGAGAAUUUCGAUCACAUCAAGCCGAAAGGCCCCAUCAAGUUCUCACCAUGGAAACAUCAACAACAACACUAGCAUUUGCACAGCGAAGACAUUUUGAACGACGGCUUAAAUUAACGAAGUCAGUGUGUGCCACGUGACAGUAAAGGUGAAAUGUCAAGGUCACGCGCAAUUUGACCGUUCACAGCAUGAAACUUUCCAUGCUGCUCUGCUUUCAGUACGAGGAGGUUUCACAUUGGAUCAGAAGCGGAUAUACUCAUGCAUUUUCACCACUUCCAUAGGCAGACUGCUCCGUAAUGGUGACGAAAGUUUCAAGGUUGGGAGAGUCAGUGUUGAUUGGAUAGUCGUGGUCACGUGAUUAAAUGUCAUGUACCUUUGGUGUGUAUGGUAGACUAGUGUCCUUAAAACGAACCCUACAGGUCCGCGAUGAAAAUGUCUCCUUAUUUAUCAUGGAAUGAUGCAGUUUUGAAUGAAUUUACAUCCUGGAAAUUGAAUGUCGAACUUCUUUCGAAGGAUAUUUUAUUAUCGCGUGAUCUACCCAAUUUCAGCCUUGAACUGAGACAGACGCCAUCCUCAUCUAUGCAUUGUCACUAUGCAAAGGUUAUUUUAUGGUAUUGAGUUUCUUGCGAGUCCUAAUAUUGUUUAAGAAAGUUUAUUCUAAUUGCUAUAUCUCGAAAUACAAGUGGAAGUACAGAAAUAAGGCUAUGUGAGAUUAUGAUGAAGUGAUAUGGAAUUAUAAUUCUCGGACGUGUAACGGCGUGCGCCAUGUUAGCUAAUAGACAUUCUAAAAGAAAUGUUCUGUAUUGGUUUAUUGUACUUAUUAUUCAUAACAUCGCGGGAUAUCAUAAGUAACACACACUUAUUUGUAUAAUACUGUAUCUCAAGGAGUGUUUAUUGCUCACAGUGUUCUGUUUAUUAACAUCACGAGUAUAUUACUGUCGUAAUCGAGAUAUUAAUUCAAAUACGUAUGUAUUUAUCUUACAGUAAAUGAACCACUUCAAGGCUAUGAGAAAAGACGUUUUCUAUUCUUUUAUUAUUUUCGUUUUUUGUUUUCUAGUCCUUAAGUACUUUCCUUUUCGUACUCCUUUCCUGCGGUAUUUUCUUGUUUUGUUUUUCUCUCUUAAACUUAUUAAUUAUAUGGUCUUAUUAAUUGAAGUUUACAUUGUUUCUUUUUGUAUUGUUUUUGAUUGUUUCACGGUAUAUCUCAUAUACUACAUGAGUUUUUGCUGAAAAUAUGUUUUGUACUGCGUGAGAAAUGGUUGCCUGUUUCAUUUAUGUUUAUACUUUUCACAACGUCAUCCUAACAUUGGCUCUUUUAGAAUGUAAAUGGUGAUUAUCUAGCUUACAUUGUGAGCUGGUGUUGUUUUUUCUUCUUUUUGUGUUAUUUUAAACGGUUAGUGUUUAUUUGUUUUACUUUUCCACAGCCGAUAGAAGACUUUAAAUCAAAAUUUGUAAAUGACACUUUCAUUUGUAAGCUUAAAAAAACUGAAAUGAUCUUGACAAGUGAUAAUUUAUUUAACGUUAUUAUUUGUACUGAAUUGUAAUAAUGUAAAUUUCAUAUCUACGAAUGUUUAUUUCCGUGCUGACAGCCUUGUCAUGGCGGUUGUAGAGUACAUAGGCCGUGUGUGCAAUGUAUAAUAGGUGUAUAUAUCGUCAGCAAGGUGUGUACAUUUCGAGUGCAUUGUGUUAAUAGUUGCAAGACGGUCCCCAGUCGACCAGUGGAUAGUUUCAGGACCCCCACGUCGCCCUUCAGCCUCCGUCCAUUGUCCUCCAUGUAAUAAAAUAUUUUUUUCAUUUUAA
Haliotis rubra (blacklip abalone) is the source of this 2343-nucleotide messenger RNA. Its product is annotated as PDZ and LIM domain protein 4-like. Gene Ontology annotation, biological process: actin cytoskeleton organization; muscle structure development. The record is from RefSeq and is a predicted model, not a curated record. Gene Ontology annotation, cellular component: adherens junction; stress fiber; filamentous actin. Gene Ontology annotation, molecular function: actin binding; muscle alpha-actinin binding. Bases 286 to 618 code for a protein of 110 amino acids. The transcript has 3 exons. NCBI's taxonomy places the organism in Eukaryota, Metazoa, Mollusca, Gastropoda, Lepetellida, Haliotidae.